AUGCUCGUCGCCGCCGCCAACGCCAUGCCAUCACCAUCACCCAUAGCCACCACCACCCACGUCACUCAUCUAUCACCCAUGGCCACCACGACCACCAACAUCGACCACGCCACCCUUCAACAACAACGCGGCGACACCACGUCACGAAACAACGAGCGCCAGAACCCACGAAAACGACCCCCGCCCAUGAAAACACCCCAACACCCACAAAAACGACACCCCACCCACGAAACGACACCCAGUGGACACGAAACAACUGCCAACGGAUGCAAAACCAUGCCUGCGGACAUGAAAAACACCCAACAGACAGAAAACAACGACCAACAGACACGUACACCGCCCGUGGACACGAAACAACAUGCAGCGGACACGAACAACACCCCUGCGCCCACAAACGACACCCAGCGGAAUUCCAGUGGAAUGACUGGAUUCCUGCAGGAAUAG
Molecule: messenger RNA, 444 nt
Organism: Laccaria bicolor S238N-H82
Lineage: Eukaryota; Fungi; Basidiomycota; Agaricomycetes; Agaricales; Hydnangiaceae
Exons: 1
Coding region: 1-444 (147 amino acids)
Source: RefSeq, a predicted model, not a curated record